GGGCGAUGCUGGCGGCGCUGGCCGCCGCCUGGUCCCUGCUGGCUGCCGCCUUCCUGGCGGCGCUGCUGCUGCUCCGGUGGGCCCCGGCGCCGCGGCCCGGUGGCGUUGGCCUGGUGAUCUCCGGCCUCUUCCAGGACCUCAUUCGCUACGGGAAGACGAAGCGCGGGUGCGGGCAGCUCCCGGGCUGGCUGCGGCUCCUCCAGGUGCCCAAGAGGUGGUUUACUCACUUUUAUGUGGUUUCUGUGCUCUGGAAUGGUUUUCUGCUGAUCUGGCUUUUCCGAGCUGAGUUCCUUGGAGAGUCAUUCCCAUCAUGGAUUCAGGACAUGCACCAUGCUCUUGGCAGAGAUUCUCAGAGCGAGGACAUGGAUAGUGAGCACUUCUCUGCGCUCCUGGUUCUCUUGCUCCUUUGGCUGCAUAGCUGUCGAAGACUUGCAGAAUGCCUCUGGACCAGCGUGUUUUCCAGUGGUGUCAUUCAUAUUGUGCAGUAUUGCUUUGGACUUGGUUACUACAUUGCUGUUGGCUCAACUGUGCUGUGUCAAGUGCCUACUAAUGUCAGGAAUGGAAAAGAGCUUUCUGUGCAGAUCUGCUGGUAUCACAUUAUAGGAGUUAUCAUGUACAUUUGGGCUUCUCUUCACCAACACAGAUGUCUUGCAAUUCUAGCUAAUCUUAGGAAAAGCAGAUCAGGAAAGGUCGUAAGUCUGAGCCACAGUGUACCUUUUGGAGACUGGUUUGAGAGUGUUUCCUGCCCUCAUUAUUUUGCAGAGCUUCUCAUAUAUGUUUCUAUGGCCAUCACACUUGGAAUUCGCAAUGUGACGUGGUGGUGUGUAGUGAUGUAUGUUCUUUUUAACCAGGCACUGGCCGCUGUUUUGUGUCAUGAGUUUUAUCAGAAAAGCUUUAGCUCCUAUCCAAAGCAUCGGAAAGCAUUUAUACCAUUUGUGUUUUAGAGAAUUUUUUUCUAAAGUAUCUCUAGUGCAAACUGGGAAUAUAAGAGAUUAAUGGUUUAUUACAACCAAGGUAAAGUUGCACACUUUCUCCAGUUCUACCUCAAUAGGUCAUAAUUUUAAUGAUAAUCUCAUCCAUGUAACCAGUUUGUGAGGAAAUGUAAGAUCUCUGCAUAUCAUACAAUAUAAAAAAGGUUUACUGAAGACCUUAAUUCAAAGUGGAGAGAUGCUAAUCAUGUCUUUUCUCUUUUAUAUCUUAUGCAUAAAACACUUGCUGUUGUGCAGCAAGUCCAAAUACAUAUAUGUGAAGACCAUUGAAAGGAGGGAAUCAUUUGAACUACUGUAUUUCAUGUCUUGACUAAUAUUUAAGCAUAUUUCUUUCCAAGUCUUUUCUUUGAAUCACUUCAGAGGGAGGCAAAUCGUGUAUCUUUCUGUGCUUCCCUGCUGACAAUGGAAACCAGCCACUGCUUUACAACUGUAAACACAAAAAGCAAUGGAAAAAGCUGUGGUGGAGGAAUGACUCAUGCUCAGCAGUGGAAAUAAACAUACCCAUUCGCUGCAUUUUCUCUCCUGCUCCAAAGUGUUUUCAUUCAUUGAUGAAGACUGUUUUAUCCCUAAAGUGGGGAAAAUAGUGGGAGGUUCUCUGACUAAAAAGACAGUAGAAGAGAAUUGGCAGAAAAUUAAUGUUCUUGGUUGUGGUUCUGUUGUCUUUAUAGUGGGUUAUUUGAGUCCCUCGUGUGUUAGAGGGGACAGCUGUGCAGGAUGACCAUGACCACAACUACACUGGUUUUUAAACAGAUAUAAUGAACUGCUAAGGCAGACACCACACAGAAACCAGUACCUGACAAGCAUUGCAAAGAAAUUCUUUACUGGGGAGGUGAUGUCACUCAGCACAGGGACUUUUUUUUGCACUUAACUACUGAAUAUUUUGGUCAUUCUCAUGAUACUGGUGUGAAUGAUCAGUCUGUGUGAUGAAGUAUAUGGGUGCUGGUGUUUCAGCAUGUUGUCUAUUUACAUGCACUAUUUUGUAUAUAAAAGAAGUAUUUUUAUACACUGAAAUAUAUCUUAUGAAUUGCCUAAUUAAAAGCUUAUUACACUCUA
This is a messenger RNA of Corvus hawaiiensis (hawaiian crow), 2042 nucleotides long. RefSeq names its product steroid 5 alpha-reductase 3 (gene SRD5A3). Gene Ontology annotation, molecular function: 3-oxo-5-alpha-steroid 4-dehydrogenase activity. The transcript is spliced from 5 exons. The record is from RefSeq and is a predicted model, not a curated record. Lineage: Eukaryota; Metazoa; Chordata; Aves; Passeriformes; Corvidae. Gene Ontology annotation, cellular component: endoplasmic reticulum. Gene Ontology annotation, biological process: dolichol-linked oligosaccharide biosynthetic process; polyprenol catabolic process. The coding region runs from base 6 to 944 and encodes 312 amino acids.